CGUGGGCUGUUCGAGGCUCUGCCCGAAGGACCUGAGCGGCCGCCCAUGCCGAGCUGAGUCCGCGAAGCCCGCAUAGCUUCCCGUCGCUGUCUGCUGCCGCCUGUGCGGCCUGCCGCCCGCCGGGAUGCUGGAGGAAGCGGGCGAAGUGCUGGAGAACGUGCUGAAGGCGUCGUGCCUGCCGCUCGGCUUCAUCGUCUUCCUGCCCGCCGUGCUGCUGCUCGUGGCGCCGCCGCUGCCCGUCGCCGACGCCGCGCACGAGUUCACCGUGUACCGCAUGCAGCAGUAUGACCUGCAGGGCCAGCCAUAUGGCACACGGAAUGCAGUGCUCAAUACAGAGGCGCGCACAGUGGAUGCGGAUGUGCUGAGCCGCCGCUGUGUGCUUAUGCGGCUCUUGGAUUUUUCCUAUGAGCACUACCAGAAGGCCUUGCGACAGUCAGCAGGAGCUGUGGUCAUCAUUCUGCCCCGAGCCAUGGCCGCCGUGCCCCAGGACGUUGUCCGGCAAUUUAUGGAGAUCGAGCCUGAGAUGCUGGCUAUGGAGACCGUGGUCCCUGUGUACUUUGCCGUGGAGGAUGAAGCCCUACUGUCCAUCUAUGAGCAGACCCAGGCUGCCUCUGCCUCCCAGGGCUCUGCCUCUGCUGCUGAAGUGCUACUGCACACAGCCACAGCCAAUGGUUUCCAGAUGGUAACCAGCGGAGCCCAGAGCCAGGCAGUGAGUGACUGGUUGAUCACCAGCGUGGAGGGACGGCUGACAGGGCUGGGAGGUGAAGAUCUCCCCACCAUUGUCAUUGUUGCUCACUACGAUGCCUUUGGGGUGGCCCCGUGGCUGUCGCUGGGCGCUGACUCGAAUGGUAGUGGCAUCUCAGUGCUGUUGGAGCUGGCUCGCCUCUUCUCGCGACUCUACACGUACAAGCGUACACACGCAGCGUACAACCUACUGUUCUUUGCAUCCGGAGGGGGCAAGUUCAACUACCAGGGCACCAAGCGCUGGCUGGAGGACAGCCUGGACCACACAGACUCAAGCUUGCUGCAGGAUAACGUGGCCUUUGUGCUGUGCCUGGACACUGUGGGCCGAGGCAGCCACCUGCGCCUCCACGUGUCCAAGCCUCCUCGGGAGGGGACGCUGCAGCACGCCUUCCUGCGUGAGCUGGAGAUGGUGGCUGCGCACCAGUUCCCUGAUGUCAGCUUCUCCAUGGUGCACAAGAAGAUCAACCUGGCGGAUGAUGUGCUGGCCUGGGAGCAUGAGCGCUUUGCCAUCCGCAGGCUGCCCGCCUUCACGCUGUCACACCUGGAGAGCCACCGCGCAGGACCCCGAAGCAGCAUCAUGGAUGUGCGGUCCCGGGUGGACUCUAAGACUCUGACACGGAACACGCGGAUCAUCGCUGAGGCCCUAACUCGGGUCAUCUAUAACCUGACGGAGAAGGGGACGCCCCCGGACAUGCCAGUGUUCACGGAGCAGAUGCAGGUCCAGCAGGAGCAGCUAGACUCAGUCAUGGACUGGCUCACCAACCAGCCUCGGGCCGCCCAGCUGCUGGACAAGGAUGGGACGUUCCUGAGUACACUGGAGCACUUUCUGAGCCGCUACCUGAAGGACGUGCGACAGCACCAUGCAAAAGCUGACAAGCGGGACCCUGAGUUUGUCUUCUAUGACCAGCUAAAGCAGGUGAUGAGUGCAUACAGGGUCAAGCCAGCCAUCUUUGACCUUCUGCUAGCCGUGUGCAUUGGGGCAUACCUCGGCUUGGCGUACACGGCCGUCCAGCACUUCCAUGUGCUGUACAAGACUGUGCAGAAGCUGCUGCUCAAGGCCAAGGCACAGUGACAACGGCUGUGCACAGGUGGCCCAGGAGGGACCGGCGCACACACCCAUGCCGACAGACUGAAGCAGAGGGUUUUGAUCAGUCAGUAGGACACAGGGACGCUGCCUCUUCCUGUCCGGUUUCUUGAACUUCCCUGGAGGAGAGCCCUGCCCACCUGCAGAUGAAUCCACUGGAACAGAACGGUUACCCGGGCCACAUGCACUGAAGGGCCACAUGCCAUGCUGGCCUCCCCAGUGGCCGGGUCCCUGCAGCCUGUGCCCCCAUGGCACCCAACUAUGACUCCCUGUUGUUCCCAGCCCUCUUCCCCCUCUGCCUAUUGGACCCACUUGGUCCCCAAGCUGACCUGAGCCACCCAGUAUUCCAGCCUCACCAUCUCCUCCCCUCCACCCAAGUCCAGGUGCUGGUGACAGGGCAGGGGGUGGCCUGAGUGGCAGCCUGUAGCCCUGAGGUUUUCCCUCCUUCCUUCCUCCCCUUCCCCCUUAGUUUCCUUGCCUGUGAUGCAUUUUGGGGAGGCAGCUGCUCUGUCACAGUGGGAUGAAGCAGUCAGUCCCAGGAGGGGCAAGAGGGGAGGGACAUCAGCAUUGUCAGCCCACCUCAGGGACCCCACGGUGAAUCUAUUCGAUUCGAUAGCAAUAUGACCCAGGAGGUGUCAGGCCAGGAGGGCAGCUGGGGCCGGCCUCUGGCUCCCUCCAGCACCUGUUGAGGCCUGGCUCACCCUGACUCGCUGUGCUGCCUCUGCCUUGCAGCAGCAGUGGCUGUCACCCUUGCUGGCACUUGCAUCAUGGGGUGAGAGGGGCCAGCCUGCCGCCCUGGCCUUGGGCACUCUCACGCUCACGAACUGCUGGGGUUCAGCCCCCUCGACUCUGGUCCCGGCAGCUGGCUACAGGUCUGAAGACUGCCACCCCAUCACUGGGAAAGAUGCACAGUGCACGUGCUUCCCCUCCCCCAUCCACACAGGCCUGGGAUGGUGGCUGGGGUCUACA
Messenger RNA from Phodopus roborovskii (desert hamster), 2797 nucleotides. RefSeq names its product nicalin (gene Ncln). Lineage: Eukaryota; Metazoa; Chordata; Mammalia; Rodentia; Cricetidae. Gene Ontology annotation, cellular component: endoplasmic reticulum membrane. Gene Ontology annotation, biological process: regulation of signal transduction. The coding region runs from base 125 to 1816 and encodes 563 amino acids. The transcript is spliced from 14 exons. The record is from RefSeq and is a predicted model, not a curated record.